CUCAAGUGUCGUUUUCGUCAUUUGGCUCAUUGGACGCUGCAACGUUUUUGCCAAUAAAGAUUGGCGUUAUGUUGUGAAUCUUUUGGGGAAUAUUUCAAUGGGAAGAGUGGAACAAAAAUAUAAAUAUAAAUGCAUGCAUUUAUGAAUGUUUCUUUUUUUUUUUUUUUUUUUUUUUUAAGUAUCUGCUUGAAAAUUUACAUUUCUGCGCUGACGAAGUACCGCAAGUGUAGUGGUUACAUGCUCCUGGCUUUCGUGCAGACGACGCGGGUUCGAUUCCCCCAACAAAAGCGCAGAUAUUUGGAGAGAAAAGAAAAUAAUAAUAAUGAUCUGGCGGGGGGGGAUUGCGUCAGGAAGGGCGUCAAAAGUGCCGGACGGGACAAGUGCAAAGUCGCGCACAGUCGUGAAGAGGAAGGACGGGGAAAGAUUUCGCCCACCAGUGCAAUAUUGUGCGUGAAGUGUGUGUGGACACGCUGAGAAACGAGAGACAAUCAAUCGUCGCGGCCGAUCGAUCAGCUGUUGAUCCGACAAACGAAAAGCCGGCAGCGGCGGCGGCGGCAACGAACUUGGCCAACUUUUGGGAGCGCGGAGGAAGAUGAGGGGAGGGCUCGGGUCGGGCGGCCCCCCGCCGGGCCCCUCGGCUGAACGGCAGCCAAUGGCCUCGUCCGCCGAGCUGCCACUCAGCCAAAUCCGUCCAAUACCCGCGGCGGCCUUUCUCAAGCGCGCGCCCCCACUGCGCGCUCCAACUGUUGUGCGUUCUGCCCAUCGCCGGAGGACAGAGCGAAGGGAAAAGCCGAGUUAGACGCCGGACAAAAGAACUUUGGAGCCCCUCGUGAGCAUAGUUCCAUGCGCGAGGCGGAGGGCGCGCGCAUGGAGUAGUCAUGGAAGCGCCUUUGAGCAAGAGGAACCCCGCGUUCAGAUUAGCGGAUUUGGCAGCCACUCAAGUCGUCCUUCAGCAGAACAUGACGGGCUUCCCGGGGCUGGGGGGGCAUCACCCUCUCUCCCACCCCGGGGAGCUGGCCAACGACCCCGGCGUGGCGCUCACUCCAUUCGGACCGGAGCACAUGGCGCAGAGCGGUGCGCUCAAACUGAGUCCCUCGCAGCACAUCCCGAGCCAGCACGAGGCGCAGACCGCGGCGGCUGCGGCGGCGGCGGCUGCGGCUGCGGCUGCGGCUGCGGCGGCGGGCGCAGCCUCCUUCGCUCCGGGGCAGGGCGCCGCGGCUUUCCCCGUGGCGCACCAAACCCACCCGGGCUACUCGAGCACUAGGGACCUGAUCCUCCGCAGAGAACUGUCAGCCUCCGCCAUGCACGCGCUCGGCGAUCAGUCCGCCGGCUCCCCCCACGCCCACCAGCAUCACCACCACCACCACCAGCAGCAGCAGCAGCAGCAGCAGCCCCACCCGCACCACGGCGUCUUCAUCUCCCCAACAGGUGCGUACGGCCACGCGGACGGCGGAGCCCACCCGCUCUUCUCGGGGCUCCGCGAGCAAGCGUCCCCGGGCUCGCACCCGCACCAUCAGCACCACGCCCUCAACGGCCAGAUGCGCUUGGGACUCCCGGGGGACCUCUACGGCAGGUCGGAGCACUACGGAGCCUCCGCGCUGCACGGCUACGGCGGCGCCCACGGCCCCGCGGGGGCCUUCCUGCGCUACAUGCGACAGCCCAUCAAGCAGGAGCUCAUCUGCAAGUGGCUGGAACCGGAGCUGCGGAGUCCCAAGAAGCCCUGCUCCAAGACCUACGGCACCAUGCACGAGCUGGUCAACCACGUGACGGUGGAGCACGUCGGCGGGCCCGAGCAGAGCUCCCACGUCUGCUUCUGGGAGGAGUGCCCGCGCCAGGGCAAGGCCUUCAAGGCCAAGUACAAACUCAUCAACCACAUCCGCGUGCACACGGGCGAGAAGCCCUUCCCGUGCCCCUUCCCCGGCUGCGGGAAGGUCUUCGCCCGCUCCGAGAACCUCAAGAUCCACAAGCGCACGCACACAGGUGAGAAGCCCUUCAAGUGCGAGUUUGAAGGCUGCGACCGGAAGUUCGCCAACAGCAGCGACCGGAAGAAGCACUCGCACGUGCACACGUCCGACAAGCCCUACUACUGCAAGGUGCGCGGCUGCGACAAGUCCUACACGCACCCGAGCUCCCUGCGCAAGCACAUGAAGGUGCAUUGCAAGAGCCCCCCGCCCCCGCCGCCCCACCACCACCACCGCCACAACGCCACCACCUACGCCCCCGGAAACCCGCUCGGGGAGAGCCUCACCCCGCCGCCGCCGCCGCCGAGGAACCGCUGCGGCGGCCUCUCCCCGCAGGUGAGCAACCUGAACGAGUGGUACGUGUGCCAAGGCAGCGGCGGGGGCGUCCACCAGCACCCGCAGCAGCCCCUGCACUCCCCCUCAAGUGAGGCGCCCACCUCAGAGUCCGAAGACGACCGCUCGUUUGGAGACGAACACCCCAGGACGGUGUUAUGAUUGACGCCCCCGCCGCACUGAGGGGGUGGGGGGGAGGAUAAGAACAACGACAACAACAAAAAAACAAAACAUCUUCAAUAAAAGUGGAGGCAGCUGCGUCAGCAUCCACACGUCGGCCUUUGAAAGUCCAAGAUUCGGAUUCCAUCACUCUGGAGUGCAGGGUUGGGCCAACAUUGAACAGUUUAAAAAAAAAAAAAAAAAAAAAGGUCCUGAGGGGUGCAACCCAAUUCCUGGAAACAAAAAGGAUCAAACAAAUGUUUAUUAUUGGCUUGAUUUUUAGAAUAUCCACGGCAAAAAAAAAAAAUCUUGCUGCUCCAAAACAGCCCCCUGGCCUUAGGUUUCUCACCCCUCACUUAUUGUGUAAAGGACUAUAAAACAAAACAAAACGAAAAAAAAACCAA
Messenger RNA from Syngnathoides biaculeatus (alligator pipefish), 2857 nucleotides. RefSeq names its product zic family member 5 (odd-paired homolog, Drosophila) (gene zic5). Gene Ontology annotation, cellular component: nucleus. The record is from RefSeq and is a predicted model, not a curated record. Lineage: Eukaryota; Metazoa; Chordata; Actinopteri; Syngnathiformes; Syngnathidae. The coding region runs from base 879 to 2456 and encodes 525 amino acids. The transcript is spliced from 2 exons. Gene Ontology annotation, biological process: regulation of transcription by RNA polymerase II; central nervous system development. Gene Ontology annotation, molecular function: RNA polymerase II cis-regulatory region sequence-specific DNA binding; DNA-binding transcription factor activity, RNA polymerase II-specific.